Molecule: messenger RNA, 2287 nt
Organism: Pteronotus mesoamericanus
Lineage: Eukaryota; Metazoa; Chordata; Mammalia; Chiroptera; Mormoopidae
Product: vitamin D 25-hydroxylase
Exons: 5
Coding region: 1-1506 (501 amino acids)
Biological process (GO): xenobiotic metabolic process
Cellular component (GO): cytoplasm; intracellular membrane-bounded organelle
Molecular function (GO): heme binding; oxidoreductase activity, acting on paired donors, with incorporation or reduction of molecular oxygen, reduced flavin or flavoprotein as one donor, and incorporation of one atom of oxygen; iron ion binding
Source: RefSeq, a predicted model, not a curated record
AUGUGGGAACCUCGCGGAGCUGAGGCAUGCGCGGCGGCGCUGGGCGGCGCGCUUUUCCUGCUGCUCUUCGCGCUGGGCGUCCGCCAGCUGAUGAAGCAGAGGCGGCCGUCGGGGUUCCCCCCGGGUCCGCUGGGGCUGCCAUUCAUCGGCAACAUCUACUCGCUGGCCGCCUCAGCCGAACUACCCCAUGUCUACAUGAGAAAGCAGAGCCAGGUGUACGGCGAGAUCUUCAGUUUAGAUCUUGGAGGUAUAUCAAGUGUGGUUCUAAAUGGCUAUGAUGUAGUAAAGGAGUGCCUUGUUCAUCAAAGUGAAAUUUUUGCAGACAGACCAUGCCUUCCUUUAUUCGUGAAGAUGACAAAAAUGGGAGGCUUACUCAAUUCCAAAUAUGGCCGAGGAUGGGUAGAUCACAGAAGAUUAGCUGUAAACAGCUUUCGCUAUUUUGGAUACGGCCAAAAGUCUUUUGAAUCUAAAAUUUUAGAAGAAACCAAAUUUUUCAUUGAUGCUGUUGAAACAUACAAAGGCAGACCUUUUGAUUUUAAACAAUUAAUAACCAAUGCUGUUUCAAACAUAACCAAUCUGAUCAUUUUUGGAGAACGAUUCACUUAUGAAGACACUGAUUUUCAGCACAUGAUCGAGUUGUUUAGUGAAAAUGUGGAACUCGCAGCCAGUGCCUCCGUCUUCCUGUAUAAUGCCUUCCCAUGGAUUGGCAUCUUACCUUUUGGAAAACACCAGCAGCUAUUUAGAAAUGCCGCUGUGGUCUAUGAUUUUCUCUCCAGGCUUAUUGAAAAAGCUUCCAUCAACAGAAAGCCUCAGUUACCCCAGCAUUUUGUUGACGCUUAUUUAGAUGAGAUGGAUCGAGGUAAAAAUGACCCAUCGUCUACUUUUUCCAAAGAAAACCUAAUUUUCUCCGUGGGUGAACUCAUCAUUGCUGGAACCGAAACUACAACCAAUGUGUUACGGUGGGCAAUCCUUUUCAUGGCCCUUUAUCCGAACAUUCAAGGACAAGUUCAGAAAGAGAUCGAUUUAAUUAUGGGACCCAGUGGGAAGCCUUCUUGGGACGACAAAUGCAAAAUGCCUUAUACUGAGGCAGUUUUGCAUGAAGUUUUAAGAUUCUGUAAUAUAGUGCCAUUAGGGAUUUUCCAUGCAACCUCUGAAGAUGCAGUUGUACGUGGUUAUUCCAUCCCUAAAGGCACAACAGUAAUUACAAAUCUUUAUUCUGUGCACUUUGAUGAAAAGUACUGGAAAGACCCAGAAAUAUUCUAUCCUGAGCGAUUUCUGGACAACAGUGGGUAUUUUUCCAAGAAGGAAGCGUUGGUUCCAUUUUCCCUAGGAAGAAGACAUUGUCUUGGAGAACAGCUGGCUCGGAUGGAAAUGUUCCUGUUUUUCACAGCCUUGCUUCAGCGGUUUCACUUGCAUUUUCCAGAUGGGCUGGUUCCAGAUUUGAAGCCCAGGUUAGGCAUGACAUUGCAACCCCAGCCCUACCUCAUCUGUGUGGAAAGACGCUGAAAGUGCAUGGAUAUUGUGUGGAACAAGGCUAUAUGUUCGCCUCCCCACUGCACCUUGUACAAUCAGUGUGUGUGUUUGGACAAAAGUCACAGCAUCCUAAAGCCAAAUUAACACAGGUGUGACUUUAAAAAUACCAGGCAAUAAUAAGCAUCAGCAAUGAUAUUUUUUAAGCUUUUAUGACUUCUAGGAUAGAAUUAUCUGUUGAGGAGAACAAAGGUGCACAUGACAGGUGUGUAAGACACCAAGAUUUGCCAGGGAUGCUUUAAGCAGAGCCUGACUUCUCAAAGUUAGGGAUGUAUCAGCUUUGGAGAGACCGAGGCCUCCCAGAAAUUGCCAAGGUUAACUUACCAACCAUGUAACAGCCACACUGAAAGUCGAUUUUCCUCAAGCCUUCAGAUGACUGUGGACCCAGGUGGCAUUGGAUUGUGAUCCCAUGAGACAUCCUGAGCACAGACUGCUUGGCGAAGCCACUUCUAAAUUCCUGACUGACAAAACAAUAAAUGACUACUUCCAGGGUAUUUUGGGGUGAUUUCUUAGCAUUAGAUAAUGAAUUCAAAGAACAAUGUUUAAAAUAUGUUCCCUUUUUUGUGUGAUGGGGGAACAAGAAUGUGUGUGUAUAAAUGCACAUUAUGCACUUAUAUUUGAAUAAAAAGCACUAGCUAGAUUAAUGGGAAACUAAUGAAAAUGGUAUUUCUAAGAGACUGAGAGAGAAAGGUAGAUGAGGAUGGGGUGAAAGUGAGAAAUCUUACUGUGUUUAUCUUUCAUUAAAAUUUUGAUUAUA